Messenger RNA from Aspergillus mulundensis, 282 nucleotides. Its product is annotated as heat shock factor-binding 1 family protein. Lineage: Eukaryota; Fungi; Ascomycota; Eurotiomycetes; Eurotiales; Aspergillaceae. Bases 1 to 282 code for a protein of 93 amino acids. Gene Ontology annotation, molecular function: transcription corepressor activity. The transcript has 3 exons. The record is from RefSeq and is a predicted model, not a curated record. Gene Ontology annotation, biological process: cellular heat acclimation. Gene Ontology annotation, cellular component: cytosol; nucleus.
AUGUCAUCAAACAACGAUUCUACCCCCACGGGGACAACAGCCCUCUCCCCUUCGGCCCCAACUCAAACACAGAGUACAGACGCCCAAGCCCAAUUCACUGCGGCCGUAGACGACCUACUCGACCAACUGCAGCAUAAAUUCGAUACCGUGUCGCGGGAGAUGUUUGGGAAGUUUGACGAUAUGGCAAGGCGGCUUGAUGAACUGGAGGCUUCGCUGAAUGCUGCGGAGGAUGCGGGGGCGGGGCCCGCGACGGCGACGACUCCGACUCCGACUGCGAAGUGA